ACCUAGGCUGGAGUGAGCCCAGCGAGGAGCUCGGAGCCGUCGUCCCGCUCUCUCUCUCUCUCUCUCUCGCCGUCCUGCUUCGUCGCGAUCGCGGAUGGACCUUGCGAAGGAGGCGUCUUCUCUGCCCCGUCGCCGGAGCUGCCGGCCUGGCCGUCCCGCUUCUCCGCCUCGCUUGGCUGCGGACCCCUGCCUCCGUGGAUACCGCGACGCCCUGGGCUGCGGGCUCGCUCGCUUGGAUUACUUGGCUGCGCGAGUCGACUCGGCUUCCUGAGUCGCUGCCCACCCCCCACUCCGCACCCCGCUCCCCAACAAUGGAGAAGUCCCUAGGAGCCUCAGCUCAAAGUGGAGCCUCGUGGAUGCUGGGCAGGGCAAUGAGGUCCCCGUCCCUCUUCUUGGGUCUGGCCAUCUUCUCUCUUCUCCAAGUGGUGAUAGAGGCCAGCUCAUGGUGGUCUCUGGGCAUGAACCACAUGAAUCCUAUGAACCCUGUUCAGAUGCCAGAGGUAUACAUAAUCGGAGCCCAGCCAUUGUGCAGCCAGCUGGCGGGGCUUUCUCAAGGACAGAAGAAGCUCUGCCACUUGUACCAGGACCACAUGCAGUACAUUGGAGAGGGAGCAAAGACGGGGAUUAAGGAAUGCCAGUAUCAGUUCCGCCACAGACGAUGGAAUUGUAGCACUGUGGAUAAUAACUCUGUUUUUGGCAGAGUCAUGCAGAUAGGUAGCAGGGAGACUGCCUUCACUUAUGCUGUCAGUGCAGCUGGAGUGGUCAAUGCAAUGAGCCGGGCCUGCCGAGAGGGGGAGCUCUCUUCCUGUGGUUGCAGCAGGGCUGCCCGACCAAAAGAAUUACCUCGGGACUGGCUGUGGGGUGGCUGUGGGGACAACAUUGAGUAUGGCUAUCGCUUUGCCAAGGAAUUUGUGGACGCCCGCGAGCGAGAGAGAAUAUAUCAGAAAGGAUCUUAUGAGAGUUCUAGGAUCUUGAUGAAUCUGCAUAACAAUGAGGCGGGGAGAAGAACAGUGUAUAGCUUGGCAGACGUGGCCUGUAAAUGUCAUGGUGUGUCUGGAUCCUGCAGUUUGAAGACCUGUUGGCUACAGUUGGCGGACUUCCGCAAAGUUGGUGAUGCUCUGAAGGAGAAAUAUGAUAGCGCGGCAGCUAUGAAACUCAACACCCGGGGCAAGCUGGUGCAGGUGAACAGCCGCUUCAAUGCCCCAACCAUCCAUGAUCUUGUGUACAUUGAUCCCAGCCCAGACUACUGCGUGCGCAAUGAGAGCACUGGCUCCUUGGGCACGCAGGGCCGGCUCUGCAAUAAGACUUCCGAAGGCAUGGAUGGCUGUGAACUCAUGUGUUGUGGGCGAGGCUAUGACCAGUUCAAGACAGUGCAGACAGAACGCUGCCACUGCAAGUUCCAUUGGUGCUGCUAUGUGAAAUGCAAGAAGUGCACAGAAAUUGUGGAUCAGUUUGUCUGCAAAUAGGUGGGGUUGAGGGGGAGGAGCUCUUCCAGUCUACCAGCAGAGGUCACUAUCCUAAGAUGAUUUCCGCUCUUAUUUAUAGAGCCCAAUGGGUUGCUUUCCUUGUUUAUAUAUUAAAAAAAACAUUUUUUACAAAGAGAAGUGAUGGGAAAUGUUACUGCACCCGGCUAAGACUGUGCAUAGUUUUAUAUUUUUUGAAACAGUGGAGGAGAACCUGAGAGAAUAUUUAUUUUAUGCAACCAGAAUUAAGACUUAAAAUAAAAAAUAGAGUAGUUAAAGGGAAAUUCAGCCUAUCUUCAUAUAGUCUCAUGAAUAACACAGUACAUGUGCAGUAGAUAAGGUGUUUGCUUGGGUUUGGAGCAGGCCUGUAGCUACAGUGGGGCAUCUUGGGGCCCGCCCCCCGACUUACUACCAAGG
This is a messenger RNA of Gekko japonicus, 1880 nucleotides long. It is a transcript of the gene WNT5A, whose product is annotated as wingless-type MMTV integration site family member 5A. Bases 312 to 1466 code for a protein of 384 amino acids. Gene Ontology annotation, biological process: multicellular organism development; canonical Wnt signaling pathway; cell fate commitment. Gene Ontology annotation, cellular component: extracellular region. Gene Ontology annotation, molecular function: cytokine activity; frizzled binding. The transcript is spliced from 5 exons. NCBI's taxonomy places the organism in Eukaryota, Metazoa, Chordata, Lepidosauria, Squamata, Gekkonidae. The record is from RefSeq and is a predicted model, not a curated record.